This is a messenger RNA of Magallana angulata, 1764 nucleotides long. RefSeq lists its product as uncharacterized. The coding region runs from base 236 to 1549 and encodes 437 amino acids. The transcript has 6 exons. Lineage: Eukaryota; Metazoa; Mollusca; Bivalvia; Ostreida; Ostreidae. The record is from RefSeq and is a predicted model, not a curated record.
UCGCUAGCCAAGGGUUUCUGAUCCGCACCGCUUCUCACGAACCCUUGGCCUAUCGUGCUAUCAAAAGUCGGGAUUUUUUUCCUUAAUUCUGAUUGGGGUUUACUAUAAGUGGUCGACCAAUCAAAAAGUGCAUAACAAAUCUCAUAUGACGUACAGUCUCCGUUCGUGAUGUUUCUAUACUGUUUACUCAAGGGAAAGAAAAAAGUACGUAAACAAUGUUCCGAAUGAUAACAGCAUGGCCGCUAAUACAAAGUGCUGUAUUUGUGCAACCGAAAUCGGUCCUAAACAGCGGCGGUUAGUUUCUUCCCCAGCAUUUCAAGUAAAAAAUCAACUAGAGGAAGUAUUGGAGAGAUCCAUAAGAAUAGAUACUGACCAGUAUGUUUGUAUACCAUGUUUCACUAAAUUAAAUCGCCUAUCCAAAAUCGACUUUGAUUUAGAACACAAAAUUGCCUCACUGAGAGCUGAAAAAAAUGAAAUUCUUGGUGCAGUUCGUGCUAAGAUGAAAAUGGUGUCGACAAAUUCUCCUGCUAAAGCAGCCUUGCAAGAGAAAAGACACAUAAUUCAUAGUCCCACGCCUCGGAAGCUGAAAAAAUUAGUAACCUCAAAACAAAUGUCGGUGGAAAAGAGGACCCCUAACAAAUUUCACAAAACAGUGGUGACACCAAAUAAAAGUAUUCAGACGAGGCCUGUUUUAACUCCAAGAUCCUCUAAGCGCAGAAAACUUUUCUUCAAAGACCCACCAGCAGAUAGUAUUAGGAUUUCUUAUCGAGGCAAAUUGCAGGGAGUAGUUAAGUCUAGAAUUGUAAAAGGACAAUGGAAAAGUGUUUUGAAGUCUAUUUUAAGAGGUGACAAAAGCAAAACCCUUGCUAAAAAAAUUGUUGGGAUAGAAGCGUUAAGAAAGGAUAUACACCUUUUGAUAAAUGGUCAAGCUGCCAAGGAAUCAAAGACAAUAAGCAAAUUAAGUGAUGCAUCUUUCCUUCGCAAUUCAACCGGUAAAGAUUUAUGUGAGAUGGACAUGCUUCCAUUUAUUCAUGAGCUUAAGACAAAGUGUCCAGUGUUACAUGGCCUUUUAGAAAGUGUCAUGGGGAAAUCUACUUCUUUGAGGUUAUCAGUUGCAGCAGCAGUACUUCUUUUCAACCGAAACAACCACUUGUCAGCAAUCCACCAUGUGAUCGGUCAGAUUCUGGAUCAAGGAGGGGCCACAGAUGAGACUAUUAGGUUGCUGAGCAACAUGGGACUGUCAGUUGGACCUAAAGCAGUAUAUAAAAAGAAAGUUGAGCUGCAGGAUGUGCAGAGAAAAAAGAUCAAGGACACAGUAUUACAGCAGAGACAACAGGAAGAGAUAAAAGCUAAAGCAGAUGAACUCAGUAAACCUGCUUUAAUGUAUCGCCACCUCACCUGUGGAGGAGUUACUCAAAGCCUUCAGCAAACUAUUGUAUCAAGCCUGGAGGGGGAUACAUAUUUAAAUCAGCUGCAUGAGUUAGCCUUUACGCGUAAUCAUAGUGGGAAUCUACAAAACCUUCUACAAGUGCCAGUCAGCAAGAGAUGAGGGAUCUUUGUUCCAGCUGCGUAAUCUUAUCAACAGAAGAGAUGUUCAUGGUCAUGACACAGUCACAGAGAGAUUCAGGGCACACUUUGCAUUUGUUGAGGAUGUUUUAGAUGGAUACAUAUGCAGUGCAUUCAUGGAUUACUUUGGAAUGGAAAAACUGGAGUCCGACCCCAGGCAGAAUAAGCCUCCCCCUCUCUUAUCAACAUGGUCAAAUG